CGGGAACAGCACUUGAAGGAUUUGGAAGCCGUUUUCUCUCUCCUGCAGCAGCACCGACUCAUCACAAAAGGAUCUAAGUGCGAGUUCCUAAAACAAGAGCUGGAGUUUUUGGGCCACGUCAUUUCCAUCAAUGGUGUUAAAAUCGACCCUAAGAAGAUCGCGAACAGACAAGACUGGAAGCCGCCGGCUAAUCUCCGAGAACUUCAAAUUUUCAUGGGAUUUGUGAGUUACGUUCGCCGGUUCAUUCCGGACAUGGCGGGGGUAACUUCCCCUCUCACGGAUCUCCUGAAGAAAGGCAAGUUUUAUGAGUGGGGGGGAGAGCAGCAGGCUGCGUUCGAACAGCUCAACCUUUUCCUGACUACAUCUCCGGCUCUUCGAAUUGCAGAUCCUCACCCUCCGUUCGAGCUCAUCACCGAUGCUAGCGACCUUGCUGUUGGCACAUUACUGUUACAAGACUUCGGCGAAGGCCUUCAACCCAUCGCCUACGAGUCACGAAAGCUGAACCCGGCCGAGCAAACUUAUCCUGUCCACGACAAGGAGUUACUCGCCAUCGUUCAUGCUUUCAAGGUCUGGUGCUGGUACGUGACGGGCGCUGACGUGACAGCCAGAACAGACCACAAAUUGCUACAGUUUAUCCGCGCCCAACCGGCACUUAAUCCCCGACAGAUUCGCUGGCUCGAUUACCUCGAGUCAAAAUUCUACUACAGAGUCACCUACAAACGGGGGGUUAGCAACAUCGCUGACGCGCUGACCCGCCCUUCAGUCCACACCGCCACAGUCCUAAUUACCCAAGCUAAUCCGCUGCUAACUGGCCUAUUCACCCACGGAUACACUACCGAUCCCCGACCCUGACAACAAGUGACGAUAGAUUUC
Messenger RNA from Closterium sp. NIES-67, 873 nucleotides. NCBI's taxonomy places the organism in Eukaryota, Viridiplantae, Streptophyta, Zygnematophyceae, Desmidiales, Closteriaceae. The record is from the annotation of a GenBank genome assembly.